UGAGGUGGUCUGACACAUGACAAACGCACCUUCCUAACAGUUACUCAUUUUUGGGGUGUUGGAAUUGUUUCGACUUCUCUCUCACAGCUCGGUUUAGUCUUGCUAUCAUUCUAAGCGGUUUCCAUAUAUUCCAGGUGCUGGACCUCAAACAGGUACAAUUCAGACCUUGAGCAUUGAUGAGUUCACUUGUAGCCAUCACACAUUGCCAAUCCAUGCCUGUAACCAACGGUGUCGCGACUGGGAACCGGCGAGACGCAAAACAGGCACCAGGUGGGCACAUGAACCACGUGACCGCAGAAAGGUACGUGACCAAUGGAGACAUCGAUGAUGACAUCAACAAUCCCAUCCAGCUGAAACCUCUUCCACGUCUUCCGGUGCCGCCUCUGCACAAUACAUUAGCUGCAUACCUGCAGUCGCUAACGGCCACGGUAUCUAGGACACAGUACGCCACCACCAAGAGCCUGGUGCAAGAGUUUGCCAAGCCGGGAGGACAGGGGGAGUACUUGCACCAGAAGCUUUUGGAGUAUACAGAAACACAAACAAACUGGUCAAACAGAUGGUGGUUGGAUGACAUGUACUUGAACAAUCAUGUGCCACUUCCACUCAACUCGAACCCAGGGAUGGUGUUUCCGAAGCAGCACUUCAAAGAUGAGGGCCAAAGGCUAAGAUUUGCAGCAAAACUAAUAUCUGGCAUACUGGAUUACAAAGUCAUAAUUGAUGCACGAGCUCUGCCGGUUGACAGGGUACGGCAUCACAAGCCUGGUCAACCAUUAUGUAUGGAGCAAUACUACCGGCUGUUCUCGUCGUAUCGCGUUCCAGGCGAGGUAAAAGACAGCCUAGUUUCACCCUCUAGCAGUGUAAUGCCUGAACCAGAACAUAUCAUCGUCGCAUGCAAUAAUCAGUUUUUUGUACUGGACGUUAUUGUCAAUUUCAAGCGGUUAAGUGAGCAAGACCUUCUCAGUCAGUUGAAACGUAUCGUGGAUGUAUCGCACCAGCACCCUGCAUCUCACCCUGUGGGUUUGCUGACGACAAUGGGCCGAAUAGAGUGGGCCAAGGCUAGAAAAAGGCUAAUUAAAGACUCAACAAACCGCGAUUCCCUAGACAUGAUCGAACGUUGCAUAUUCGUUCUUAGUCUGGACGCCAACAUGGGACAUCCCCCGGCCGAGGUGGGCAAACCUAUGGAUGCAGACGACGAACCGUUAGCCCAUCAGAUGCUACACGGGGGCGGGACGGCACUCAACAGCGGCAACAGGUGGUUCGACAAAACUAUGCAGUUUAUAAUUGGCGAUGAUGGCACCUGUGGACUGAAUUAUGAACACUCGCCGUCAGAGGGCGUAGCGGUUAUCCAGCUUGUGGAACAUUUGCUCAGAUACAUUGACUCUGAGACCCACAAAAGGAAGUUAACACGAGCCCAAUCGAUAUGUGAGCUGCCUUGUCCACGAGUACUGAGAUGGAAAUUGUCAGAUGACACGAUCCAAGAUAUUGAAAAGGCCAGAACAGAAGUGGACAGGCAUGUUGACGACUUUGACUUGAAACUUCUUCGGUACACAAAAUUUGGUAAAGGAUUUCCGAAGUCACAAAACAUGAGUCCGGAUGCCUUUAUCCAGAUUGCUCUACAAUUCACCUACUUCAGGAUCUACGGGCACUUAACUUCUACAUAUGAAAGCGCCUCCACACGGCGAUUUCUUGAGGGAAGAGUAGAUAAUAUCCGUGCAGCAACAGCGGAAGCUCUUGAAUUUUCGCGUUCCAUGAUUGGUGAUCGACCAGCUACGGAACUGGAAAAAAUGGAUCUCCUGCGGGCGGCCAUACAACGACAGACGGAUAUUUGCAUUACAAAUAUAAUGGGGCAAGGCUUCGACUGCCAUCUUCUCGGACUUCGUGAACUUUCACGAGAACUCGGGGAGCCAAUGCCCGAGAUUUUUAAAGAUGAAGCAUACCGGAUAAGCAACUACUUCAAUUUAAGCACAAGUCAGGUCUUGACAAAACUGGAUACGUUCAUGUGUUACGGUGCCGUAGUACCAGACGGCUAUGGUGCGGCCUACAACCCUCAUGAGGACUACAUUCUUUUUGCCAUUACAUCCUGGAAGAGUUGCCCUACUACAUCGUCAGAAGUCUUCCGCGAUAAACUGUACAAAAGCCUGAAUGAUAUGCACGCGUUAUGCAUUCGUACGUCCCUUAAUAACAACCUCAUCAUUCAAUAAAAUAAAAUUCAGCCAAGCAUUUUGAGUAUUUCUCCCACCUCCUCAAAAUGAAACUUUCUCAGAGUUGGCAGAUGUGAUAAAUUAGAACAUUAAACGAGAAUGGUCGGCUGUUUUAAAACUUAUAAGCCAGUAUUCCUUCGCAGUAGUUUGAGUUUCAGAUUUCAUUUCGUUUGCUGUGUUGUUCAUCAAAAUUAAAGUAUAGUGGUAUUAAAUUUAUUUCCGAGCAGUUUUUACAGGUUCUCUGUUUGCAGGUAACAGGUGAGAUUUGGGAAUUUUCAUAAACUAUACUAGUUUAUGUAUUUUAACAUAAUUGGAUCCUGCUGAAAGAUUUUGACAGCGAAACCUGGAACAGCAUCUGAGUGAACGUAAACGUAUUUACCAAAAUACAAAUAGAACACAUCCCCUGAAUGUCCAGACCUUAGAUCAAACGAGAUGCUUUGGAUUUUAUUGUUUGGAACAGAAAAGGUAAUUGUCGCUCAUGAAGCUGGAAAAAGUGGGUGCUUAAUGUAUUAAUAAUUAAAUACAAAUAAUUGUUGAAUUAAUGAGUGGUCAACUCCCUACCCUGUUCCGUUUUCAUAUAAACGAACUAUUUGUGCAAGACAACAAUCUAUUAUGGAGAUUUGACCGGGUAUUUAACAGUGUCAAUAAUAAAGCAAAGCCAUUUUUAAGAGGUUUAAAACAAUUCUCAAUUACAUAGCUAUAUCUAAUCGGCUCUCUUACAAAAACAAACAAGAGGAGCACAAAACCAAAGAAAUGAACGAUAUUACAAAUUUCUAUGAAAUUCUUGUUAAUUGUAAGAACAUCAAUCAUUUUGUAGACUAUUAUAGUAGGAAGGAAAUACUAGGAUGCCAUAAGUUCGCUUGGUUUUGUUCUAUCAAAAUGGGAAAAGGGAUUUGGAUGUAUAAGCUAACCUUUUACGCACAUAAAGAUCACAAUGUUUACCGAUCCUUUGGUGUUUUGGCCUUUUUUAUUCACACGCUGUCGAUUUACAACCUUUAUUUGGAGAUCAAAAAUUAUGUUACACUAUUUUUGAACUAUUUUUUCUUUUUAAAGUUGACAUCUUACGUGCAAUAACUGUGAGCAUUAAAAAACAAAAUCUCUAUAAUUUUAAUCAUUGAGCAUAUACAUGUAUAGAGGUAUUUAUUGUAGCAAUUUAAUGUAAAUAUAAAUUUAUGCAUGUCAGAAGAAUAUUGUAGUAUUGAAGUUUAUUAAUGUAUUUACAAGUUUCAGUUGCAUUAAUUGCAACCUAUUUAAACGCUGUAUUGCGAUAUCUAUAAUUAUUAUUAGAAUACUGUCAGAUUCUGAAUCGGCCUGCAAAUCUACACUGAACAUUGACUUUAAAAAGUCGUCUCGAAAUCAAUUGAAGUCAAAAUAGUCAUGCAUGUCAAGAAAAAAGUAUGUUUCAAGAUUUUCAUCAAAACCAGCACAGUUUUUAUUGGUAGAGUUGUAUAGUACUGCAAUCGUGCCCUCUAUAGCUGGGUCCAGGUUUUCAAGCCAGAAAAGUUGGUUUCCAAAAAUCUGAGUUGAAGUCUUUGAAUAAACCAAAUGUUCUCAUACGGUACAUUACGAUCGUUUUUGUACAAAUAACAAAUCGACACGUUGAGGUGCACACAACGCAGGGAAUGGGUCAGUAAUUUCAAAGAGGUACAUGUGUCAAAAAGGAGCACUGAUAUUUACCAGUGUUUGUAAUAUCAUAAUAACGAAAUUCCUCACAUUACUUUACCUUUGUUAAUCUUCAACCGACCACACCGUCCAGUUUGAAAGAUGGCCUCAUGAUGAACUAACUCAACUCUACGGUUAUGUUCAGAACAGCUGCAAAAGUUAAAACAGUUGCUAACCAAGGAAGUUGGUCGUAAAAUUAAAACGAUCCGAGCGUUCAGACGCAGUUU
Acanthaster planci (crown-of-thorns starfish) is the source of this 4090-nucleotide messenger RNA. RefSeq names its product choline O-acetyltransferase (gene chat). NCBI's taxonomy places the organism in Eukaryota, Metazoa, Echinodermata, Asteroidea, Valvatida, Acanthasteridae. Gene Ontology annotation, molecular function: choline O-acetyltransferase activity. Gene Ontology annotation, cellular component: cytoplasm; neuron projection. The record is from RefSeq and is a predicted model, not a curated record. Gene Ontology annotation, biological process: acetylcholine biosynthetic process; neuromuscular synaptic transmission.